Molecule: messenger RNA, 2652 nt
Organism: Exophiala spinifera
Lineage: Eukaryota; Fungi; Ascomycota; Eurotiomycetes; Chaetothyriales; Herpotrichiellaceae
Exons: 1
Coding region: 1-2652 (883 amino acids)
Biological process (GO): peptide catabolic process; proteolysis
Cellular component (GO): cytoplasm
Molecular function (GO): peptide binding; zinc ion binding; metalloaminopeptidase activity
Source: RefSeq, a predicted model, not a curated record
AUGUGCCGUUUCAUGUCCGAUUCGCCUGGUGUUACCAGUACCCAGGGUCGAGUUGUCCUUCCCACCAAUGUUGUGCCAAAGCACUACGAUGUGACUUUGGAGGUUGAUUUCGACAAGUUUACGUUUGAGGGAUCUGUCAUCAUCGAUCUAGAAGUUGCUAAAGACAGCACAACCAUUUCCUUGAAUACGUUGGAGCUUGAUAUUCACAGUACAACGGUCCACGCAGACGGUGCCUUGGUGACAUCCUCACCGUCACUGUCCUACGAUGCCGAUACGCAAACAACGACCAUCGACUUGGGAAAAUCCAUUAGCAAGGGACAAAAGGUCCAGCUGAAGCAGAGGUACACUGGGCAGCUCAAUGACAAGAUGGCUGGAUUCUACAGAUCCAAACGGAGGGACGGGCAGUUUCUCGCUGUGACACAAUUUGAGGCAACUGAUGCUCGACGAGCUUUGCCAUGCUUUGAUGAGCCCGCCCUCAAGGCCGAGUUCACUGUCACUUUGAUUGCCGAUGAUGACAAGACGUGUUUGUCGAACAUGGAUGUUGCUUCGACUGAGAUAGUUGACUCGAAAAUCACCGGUGGAAAGAGGAAGGCUGUCAAGUUCAAUCGCUCCCCACGUAUGUCGACAUACCUCUUAGCGUUCAUCAUUGCCGAACUAAAGUCGAUCUCGACCGACGCAUUCAGACUGCCAAUCAAGGUAUGGAUGACGCCUGAACAAAACGAGGAAGACGGCCGUUUUGCUCUAGACGUUGCGGCCAAGACUCUAGCCUUCUAUGAAAAAGCCUUCCAAGCACCUUAUCCCUUACCCAAGAUGGACAUGGUCGCUAUUCCUGACUUUGCUGCCGGUGCUAUGGAAAACUGGGGCCUAGUCACCUACCGAGUCGUUGACUUGCUUUUUGAUCAGAAGUCUGCAGGUGCUGCAACUAAGGAAAGAGUAGCAGAAGUUGUCCAACACGAGCUCGCCCAUCAGUGGUUUGGUAACCUGGUAACAAUGGACUUCUGGGACGGUCUUUGGUUGAACGAAGGCUUCGCCACCUGGAUGAGCUGGUACAGUUGCAACGAGUUCUAUCCGGAGUGGAAGGUCUGGGAAACUUUUGUGAUCGACACUCUUCAAGGCGCUCUAGGUUUGGACGGCCUGCGCAGUUCUCAUCCAAUCGAAGUCCCGGUGCAUCGCGCGGAGGAUAUCAAUCAGAUCUUCGAUGCUAUCUCGUACUCAAAAGGUUCGUCAGUCCUGCGAAUGAUCUCCAAAUACCUGGGAGAGGAGACCUUCAUUGAAGGCAUCCGACGAUACAUCAAGAAACACGCCUGGGGCAAUACGCAGACUAGCGAUUUGUGGGAUGCGCUGGGUGAUGCAAGCGGCAAAGACGUUGCACACGUAAUGGACAUCUGGACCAAGAACAUUGGGUAUCCCGUCAUUACUGUGAGCGAAAACGAGAAGGAUUCCAGCAUCACGGUGAAGCAAAAUCGGUUCUUGCGCACCGGAGAUGUCAAAGCAGAAGAGGAUAAGGUCCUAUAUCCUGUUAUGCUCGGCCUCCGAACCAAGGACGGGGUUGAUGAGGCCCUUAUGCUCACCGAACGUGAACAGACUUUCAAGAUUCCGGGGGGACUAGAUUUCUACAAGCUAAAUGCAGACCACUCUGCAUUCUAUCGAACGAGCUAUACCCCUGAGCGAUUGACCAAGUUGGGUGAAGCCGCUCAAAAGGGAUUGCUUUCGGUGGAAGAUCGUGCUGGUAUGAUCGCCGAUGCUGGUGCACUCGCGGCAAGCGGAUACGGAAAGACGUCCGGAAUUCUGAGUCUGCUUCAGUCCUUCAACACUGAAACACAAUUUGUGGUGUGGAACGAAAUCCUGACACGGAUCAAUGCGGUCCGGAACACGUGGAUUUUCGAAGACGAAGCAACUAAAGACGCUCUCAAGGCAUUCCAGCUCAACCUAUGCUCUGCCAAGGCGCAUGAACUCGGCUGGGAGUUUUCUGACGAUGAGGACCAUAUUUUGAGUCAGUUCAAGAGCCUGAUGUUCGGUUCCGCUGGGCUGGCUGGAGAUCAAAAGGUUCAGGCGGCAGCGAAGGAUAUGUUCAGCAAGUUCUUGGCGGGUGACUAUGCUGCUGUGCAUCCUAACCUACGUGCGUCCGUCUUUGCCAUGGCGUUGCGAGAUGGUGGAGAGAAAGAAUGGGAUGCCCUCCUUGCACGAUAUCACUCGGCCCCGACUGCUGACGAGAAAAACACUUGUCUACGAAGUCUAGGCCGUGCAAAGAGUCCCGAACUCAUCCAGAAGACGCUGAAGCUGGCCUUGAGUGGCGAAGUCAAGAUGCAAGAUAUUUACAUGCCUAUUGGGGGCUUGGGUACCACAUCCGAAGGUAUCGAGAAACGGUGGGAGUGGAUGUGCCAGAACUGGGAUGAAUUGGUCGAGAAGCUGCCUCCGAGCAUGAGCAUGCUGAGCAGCGUUGUCAGCAUUUGCGUUGCAGGAUUCACCCGUGAGAAGCAACUAAAGCAGGUCGAAGCAUUCUUCCAGGACAAGGACAAGAAGGGAUUCGACAGGAGUUUGCAACAAAGCUUUGAUAGCAUCAGGGCUAAAGCGAACUGGCUGCAGCGUGAUAGUGAAGAUGUGGUCGGGUGGUUGAAGGCAAAUGGUUACCUUGAGAAGGGCAAGCUCUGA